UCUUUCUCUCUCUCUCUUCCUAGCUCCCUCUCUUUCUCUCCUCCCUCUGCCUUCCCCGUGCAUAAAGUCUCCGUCGCUCUUGGAACUUGUUGGCAAUGCCUAUUUUUCAGCUUUCCCCCGCGUUCUCUAAACUAACUAUUUAAAGGUCUGCGGUCGCAAAUGGUUUGACUAAACGUAGGAUGGGACUUAAGUUGAACGGCAGAUAUAUUUCACUGAUCCUCGCGGUGCAAAUAGCGUACCUGGUGCAGGCCGUGAGAGCAGCGGGCAAGUGCGAUGCGGUCUUUAAGGGCUUUUCGGACUGUUUGCUCAAGCUGGGCGACAGCAUGGCCAACUACCCGCAGGGCCUGGACGACAAGACGAACAUCAAGACUGUGUGCACGUACUGGGAGGAUUUCCACAGCUGCACGGUCACAGCCCUUACGGAUUGCCAAGAAGGGGCGAAAGAUAUGUGGGAUAAACUGAGAAAAGAAUCCAAAAACCUCAACAUCCAAGGCAGCUUAUUCGAACUCUGCGGCAGCGGCAACGGGGCGGCGGGGUCCCCACUCCCGGCGCUGCCCGUGCUCCUGGUCUCUCUCUCGGCAGCUUUAGCGACUUGGCUUUCCUUCUGAGCGCGGGCCGCCUCCCCCCGCGCGCCCACCCACACUCACUCCAUGCUCCCGGACAUCGAGAGGAAGAUCCAUUCGUUCUUUGGGGACUUUGUGAUUCUCUGUGAUGCUGAAAACACUCAUAUAGGAUUGUGGGAAAUCCCGAUUCUCCUUUUGAUUUCGUUCGAUUUCUUGUGUUUUAUUUGCCAAAUGUUACCAAUCAGUGAGCAAGCAAGCACAGCCAAAAUCGGACCUCAGCUUUAGUCCGUCUUCACCCAAAAAAAUAAGGAAAACGGCCAACCCACCCCAUUUUUUUUUAAUUUUUAUUUUUUGGCACAAGAAUCUCAGGAACGGCCCUGGGCCACCUACUAUAUUAAUCAUGUUAAUACAUGACAAAUGAUGGGCUCCUCCUACUAGGAAAGAGAGGAGAGGAGAAGGCCAGGGGAAUGAAUUCAAGAGAGAUGUCCACGAGGAAGGCAUAUGGUGAAUAACUCACGCUCACGUCUUUCUUCCACAGUAUCUUGUUUUGAUCAUUUCCACUGCACAUUUCUCCUCGAGGAAAGUGAAAGGACAGAUCGUUGACUUCGUGUUUUAAGGAUAGGAGGGAGAGAGGGAAAGGAUUGAGGAAAUCUCGGGUGUAUAGGUAACGGCUGCCAGAAGAAUCGUUGCUAAAGUCACUGAGAGGUUAAGCUUUACCUGCUGUUGUCGAUGCAUCUUUCCAAGUCCACUGCCUUUAUUUUCCCUCUUGUUUUAGCUGUUACACAUACAGUAAUACCUGAAUAUCCAACGGUAUAGAUCACAAGGGGGGGGGAUGUUAAAUGUUAAUCUAAAAUAUAGUUAAAAAAGAUUUU
Molecule: messenger RNA, 1435 nt
Organism: Hyaena hyaena (striped hyena)
Lineage: Eukaryota; Metazoa; Chordata; Mammalia; Carnivora; Hyaenidae
Gene: NRN1
Product: neuritin 1
Exons: 3
Coding region: 180-608 (142 amino acids)
Biological process (GO): neuron projection extension; nervous system development
Cellular component (GO): plasma membrane
Source: RefSeq, a predicted model, not a curated record